Messenger RNA from Lindgomyces ingoldianus, 3053 nucleotides. RefSeq lists its product as uncharacterized. The coding region runs from base 465 to 3053 and encodes 862 amino acids. Gene Ontology annotation, cellular component: nuclear cap binding complex; nucleus. The transcript has 6 exons. The record is from RefSeq and is a predicted model, not a curated record. Gene Ontology annotation, biological process: nuclear-transcribed mRNA catabolic process, nonsense-mediated decay; mRNA export from nucleus. Gene Ontology annotation, molecular function: mRNA binding; RNA cap binding. Lineage: Eukaryota; Fungi; Ascomycota; Dothideomycetes; Pleosporales; Lindgomycetaceae.
ACUCCUCCCAGCAUCGCGAACCCUCGCCCUGUUCCCUCGUCCCGCCGUGCUUUGUCUAUCGCGGUGUUGAUGACUGUUAUCGCCCAAGCGACGAUUAUAACCACCAUUCCCUCCUUGCGCGACCAGGCUCCGUCCCCGAACAUCACGUAGUUUCUCAUCCAGACUUUCCCGCAGGCUUCCCCGACUACAACCCUCAUACAGCCAAACCUCCAUUCACUAGGUACCGGCCACGUACGCAACCGCGACCAACCCCGAUUAUCCUCACCGAUUUCUUAACCCGCGAAACUUGGGUCUACGAUCCCAUUAACGACGACACCGUAGACCAGGGUAGACACCCCCCGCCUCAUUGUCGAGCCUCUCCCAAACCUAGCCUUUACCCUCCAAGCUUCCCCGUCAAUACAGAGUACGAAUCGAUUAAGAGGGUUUGUUCGAUUGAGAAUUACGUCAACGAAGCUACCCAAGCUAUGGCUGACCUGGACGUGGGCCCCAGUGGCAGGCGCGACCGUGGCAAUCGCUCCCGCGGAAGCAACAAUCACAACUUUAAUAGACCUCCCAAGCGACCUCGUCCUGAUGAUUCCUACAUGGAUGACGGAUACAAUGAACGCGGACAGUCUCAACACGACCGCCGCCACCGUGGAACUGCCGUUAAUGCUCGGCUUCAACGUAUGCUCGUCAACAUUGCUGGGUCGACGAAGCUCCCCCAGGAUGAGGCCAUGGACAUUGCUCGUCAGUUCGGUGAGCACUUUGAUGAUGAAGCAGUGAAGACCGAGUUCUUCGACCACCUUGUUCAGCUUAUCAUCGAACAGCCCUUUAGGAUCCCACACGUGGCUGCAGUUGCUUUCUAUGCAAACGAUGACAAGCCCGAGAUCACCGCCGAAGCAAUCAAACGGGUUGCGGGGCGCACCCAGGAAAUGCUGAAUGCGGGCCAAUGGAAGGAAUUUAAAUUACUCCUCCGCUUCUUUGCCUGCAUACAGUCACUGCUUGAAGGCGACGGUGUCUUCUUUCUCCUAGACCAGCUGUUCGACACGGUCGUCGACCUGCAGAGUGCAAACGAGAAUGAUGUCGUCGGACUCGAGCUGGUCAAGAUUAUCCUUCUGACAAUUCCGUACGCACUCGUCUCCGGAGGAAGCAGUUUCUACGGAAAAGCUUCAGAGUUGCUGGAGAAGACGAGUAUUGUUGCGACUAACAGGCUCCCUAUGGAGACCCUAGUUGAGUUGUAUGUUUCGGACAGCCCUGAGAAACCUAUUCCGUACCACAGUGCCCUCGGCCUGCUACAGACACAGCUAGAGAAGGAAGCCGAGUCCGGCUGGAACUUCGCUUGCAUCCCUCGAUUCCCGAAGUACAUCCCUAGAAAAAUCGAUGACGACCAGCCGAUGCCGUCUGCCCCUCGCUUGCAUGCUUUACCUACAAUCAGGAUCCCAUCUCCAGUCAAUCCCGGUCCAAAGCUCCUCUUUCCCGAGGCCUACUUCUCUCUCUACACGGACCAUGAGCUUGAGACUGUCCCCAAAACUACAGAUGUCGCAUCUUCAUUGUUGCGAGAUGCGAUCGUCGAUACGAUCAAUCAGCUGGAUGGCAAUAGGGACGAGGCUGCGAGAAUCCUGGUCCAGCUUUCAAAUUAUUGGGCACUGGACACGUUUGCCCCAUCAGGUACCCCGCCGGACAAGCUUGAGGAGGUGGCUAAAGACCAGAAAAUUCCUCCAGGAUCCACGCUCUGGAAGUCCGAAGACAUGAUUAUCGACGCAAUAUUCUCACAGUUGUUCAAAUUGCCUGGUCCAGAGCACAAAUUGGUGUACUAUCACACUUUGAUUACGCAGAGCUGCAAGUUUGCUCCAGCUGCAAUUGCCCCGUCUCUUGGAAGGGCUAUUCGAUUCAUCUACAAGAGUAUCGACGUGAUGGACCUCGAACUUGUCAAUCGAUUCUGCGACUGGUUCUCACAUCAUCUGAGCAAUUUCGAGUUUAGAUGGAGAUGGGCAGAAUGGAUUGAGGAUCUAGAUCGUUCCAACUUGCAUCCAAAGAAGGCAUUUAUCAUUGCCGCGCUCGACAAGGAGAUUCGCCUCUCUUUCGCGAAGCGUAUACGCUCCACGGUUCCCGUAGAGUACCAUUCUUUGAUUCCAGAGGCAAUGGACGAGGACAGGAGCCCAGAUUUCAAAUAUGAUAAUCCUCUAACGCCGUUCGCUCAAGAAGCUCAGACGCUAUUGACUCUAAUUAAAAAGAGGGUCCCGGAGAAGGAUAUCCAAGAGACUAUCGACAAGAUCCAUGAGCAAGCAAUUGGGCUCGACUUUAAGGAUGUCCUUGUGCCAUCCACAGAUGUCUUCGUUACCGCAAUCUGUCGUCUGGGGUCGAAAUCGCUGUCCCACGUCCUGUCCUGCAUCGAGCGAGGCAAAGAACGUCUUCUAAAUAUUGCGAAUACCUCUCCGGCGGCUCGCCGCCAAAUUGUGGCCAGCGUAGUAGAGUAUUGGAAGGACCAGCCGGGCAUUGCGAUCAAUAUCGUUGACAAACUUCUCAACUACCAGAUUCUUGCCCCAUCGACGGUCAUUGAAUGGGCGCUUGGCGACUAUCUGGGCGCCGGAGAGGCUUUGACGGAAGGCUGGGUCUUCGAGAUGGUGGCGAACACGGUGGCCAAAGUCUCGGGUCGGAUCCAUCAGAUCGUGACAGCCAGGCUCCAGAAGGGACUCCCAGCGGAGCAGAUCCAGUUAGUGGAGGCCACUCUCACCAAAGACCGUGAAUCGUCCCGCGCCCUGUUCAAGCUCAUCGAGGAUUCGGUGUCAGCGGUUGCUCAAGGCUCUGCGAACCACCUCAUCGAGAAAGAAACUAACGGCGAGCUGUCGGCGGAAGACGGCCAACUUAUUCGCGACUGGGCUAAGCGAUGGCAGACGGUGUUCAUCCGCAAGUCGCAGGUCGAAGAGUCGGUCGUCGGCGAGGAAGCAGUCGAUGCCAAGAUUAGGCUUCUAGCUGCCGAGCCAGAGCCAGAGCCAGAGCCAGAGUCCACGAGCAUGCAUGAAGGCAACGGCUUCGCGGAGCACAAAGUCAACGGCGAGGAGGAGAUGGUCUGA